UUAUGAAGCAGCUGCCGGCGCGGGGAGCCGCACUGCGAGCUCCUCGCCCGGGUCCCUGCUCUCUCUGCUGUGCCUGCCCGCCCGCCCGCGCCCACCAUGGCCGACCUUCAGCAGCUGCAAGGAAGAUGGCGCCUGGUGGACAGCAAAGGCUUUGAAGAUUACAUGAAGGAAGUAGGUGUGGGAAUGGCUCUGCGGAAAAUGGGUGCAAUGGCCAAACCAGAUUGUAUUAUCACUUGUGAUGGGAAGAACCUCACCGUAAAAACUGAGAGCACUUUAAAAACAACACAGUUUUCUUGUACCCUGGGAGAAAAGUUCGAAGAAACUACAGCUGACGGAAGAAAAACUCAGACUGUCUGCGACUUUAAGGAUGGUGCGUUGGUUCAACAUCAAGAAUGGGAUGGGAAAGAAAGCACAAUAACAAGAAAACUGCAAGAUGGAAAAUUAGUGGUGGACUGUGUCAUGAAUAAUGUCACCUGUACUCGAGUCUAUGAGAAAGUAGAAUAAAAAUUCCAUCAUCACUUCAGACAGGAAUUAGCUGCGAGGAUGAACAAGCUCAGUUCAAUGAGCAAAUCUCCAUACUACUUUUUUUUUUUCAUUACUGUGUUCAAUUACCUUUAUCGCAAACAUUUUACAUACAACUAUUUCCAAGUGUUGAUUUAAUUAGGAUCAUCCCUUUGGUUAGUAAAUAAAUGUGUUUGUGCUAAUA
Molecule: messenger RNA, 706 nt
Organism: Tupaia belangeri chinensis (Chinese tree shrew)
Lineage: Eukaryota; Metazoa; Chordata; Mammalia; Scandentia; Tupaiidae
Gene: FABP5
Product: fatty acid binding protein 5
Exons: 4
Coding region: 97-504 (135 amino acids)
Molecular function (GO): lipid binding
Source: RefSeq, a predicted model, not a curated record